Molecule: messenger RNA, 3970 nt
Organism: Paecilomyces variotii
Lineage: Eukaryota; Fungi; Ascomycota; Eurotiomycetes; Eurotiales; Thermoascaceae
Product: potassium/sodium efflux P-type ATPase
Exons: 4
Coding region: 230-3628 (1132 amino acids)
Biological process (GO): calcium ion transmembrane transport; intracellular calcium ion homeostasis
Cellular component (GO): plasma membrane
Molecular function (GO): ATP hydrolysis activity; P-type calcium transporter activity; ATP binding
Source: RefSeq, a predicted model, not a curated record
UUGUAAUUUCUUUCUCCUGAAUAAAUAACGGCCGAGAUUGAAUUAUUCGUUCGUUUUCUGAUAUUAUACGAAUAUAUCACCGAGAUUAACUAUCUUCUAUCCGAUCCAAGGACGUACCCUCUUUUAUGAGUACCAGCAUCAUCGACUCCGGUCCCCCAAGGCUAUACGCAAACAGGCCAAGGAGAAACGGCACCAUCAUCAAGUGAACAAGUCUAAAUCACGAUUUAUCAUGAGUGGUUCAAAGAAAGAUGCCUCCCGUAAGCAGGGCUUCGAGAGACAUCCCUUCUUGAUGUCCGUCGAGGAGACGACGAGCUUUCUCCGAACGGAUAUGGAGAAUGGUCUCUCGGACACUCAGGUGCAGGAACUCCAGCAGCGUUAUGGACCUAAUAGGCUGGAAGGCGAAGGCGCUGUUAAGUGGUAUUCGAUUCUGGGAAAGCAGAUUUCUAAUGCGAUGAUUAUGGUUCUUAUUCUCGCCAUGGCCCUCGCAUACGGUGUCUCGGACUACAUCGAAGGCGGAGUCAUCACCGCCGUCAUCGUGGCUAACGUCCUUAUUGGAUUCUUCCAAGAAUUCCAAGCUGAAAAGAAAAUGGACUCCCUGCGAUCCCUUUCCUCUCCCUCUGCAACAGUCAUUCGCAAUGGACAGACGACCACUAUCCCAUCAGGCGAAGUCGUCCCUGGAGACAUUGUCCUGAUCAAGACAGGCGACACCGUCCCCGCUGACCUCCGUAUUUUCGAAUGCAUGAACCUCGAGUGCGACGAGAAAAUCCUUACUGGUGAAGCUAUCCCCGUUGCCAAAGAGGCAGACUUUGACACCACGGACAAGGAUGAGCUUUCCACAGGUGUAGGUGACCGCCUCAACAUGGCCUAUUCUUCUUCGACCGUGACGAAAGGCCGUGGUCGCGGCAUUGUUGUCUUCACGGGCAUGUUCACGGAAAUUGGCAAGAUCGCACAGUCCAUGCAGGGAAAGAAGAGGAAGCCAAACCGCUCUUUGUCCCGGAAGAAGGGUGGCCAUUUCCAGCCUGUCAAGGGUCUGUCUCUUCGGAUCUGGGAUGGUGUUGGUAAAUUCUUAGGUCUGACUGAGGGUACGCCGUUGCAGAUCAAGUUGAGCAAGUUGGCGUACACUCUUUUUGGGUGUGCUAUCAUCCUAGCUAUCAUUGUCUUUGGAGUGAACAAGUUCAAUGUGACAAAUGAGGUUGCAAUCUAUGCUAUCUCUACCGGAAUUGCUAUCAUCCCCGAGUCCCUGAUUGCCGUUUUGACCAUCACUAUGGUUGUUGGAAUGACGGAGAUGCGCAAGAAGCGAGUGGUCGUGAGACAGCUGUCGGCUCUUGAAGCACUUGGUGGCAUUACGAACAUCUGCUCUGACAAGACAGGAACGCUCACUCAAGGCCAGAUGAUCACGCGCAAGGCCUGGAUCCCCGGUGUUGGGAUUUACAGUCUCAGCAACGCAGAUGAUGCCAAUGAUCCGACUCGCGGUACUGUCUCUCUGGGACAGGCCCCGGCUUCGAAGAAAGAAGCUGAAGAGGAACAAGAGCGUCAGCGUUCAGAGCGAGAUCAGUCGCGAAGUGCUGCUGCUUUGAAGUUCGAACUUCCGCCUGAAAAGCGGGAGAAGGACCAGCUCCAUGCAGAUGAAAAGGUUAACGAGAAAGAAUAUUCUAAUGGUGAUAAUCCUCCUCUUCCGGAAAUCGUUCCCGAACUGGAGUCUUUCCUCCACGCUGCCGCUCUUUGUAACCUUGCCACUGUUCGUCAUGAUGCCGAUUCAAACAAGUGGAAGACAAUGGGCGAUCCCACAGAGAUCGCAUUGCAAGUCUUUGCUCAUCGGUUCAGCUUUGGAAAGAAAGUGCUCGAGAGCGAAAGGGGCUGGAAACAGCUUGCUGAAUACCCGUUCGAUAGUACUGUGAAGCGCAUGUCUGUCAUCUACCAAAGAAACGGCGAUAAUGGUGCCAUGGUCUUCACCAAAGGAGCCGUAGAACGUAUAUUGGAUUUAUGUACGACCGUCGGCGCUGGUGCGCACCGGCAGCAGAUGACUUCUGAGAUGAAGGAACUGGUCCUGGAGCAAAUGAGCUUCUUGGCUGAUCAAGGUCUCCGUGUCCUUGCUGUUGCUCAGAAGCAGGCACCUGGAGACGCAAAAGGAGAAGAUAUCUCAAGAGAGGAUAUUGAGUCGGACUUGACGCUGCUGGGUUUGGCUGGUCUGUAUGAUCCACCACGACUGGAGACUAAGGGCGCUGUAAAAGAAUGUACGACUGCUGGUAUUCGAGUUCAUAUGCUCACCGGUGACCACCCUUCCACUGCGAGUGCUAUUGCGAAAGAGGUCGGUAUUAUCCCGAAGAAUGCCGGGACCAUGUCCGCUGAGGAGGCAGCUUCGCUCGUCAAAACGGCAGCUGAAUUUGACGGUAUGACUGAGGAACAAAUUGACGCCCUGCCCACACUGCCCCUCGUCAUCGCACGUUGCGCUCCUGAUACGAAGACCCGCAUGAUCGCUGCUCUCCAUCGCCGCAAGCGCUACUGCGCCAUGACCGGUGAUGGUGUCAAUGAUGCUCCUUCUCUCCAGGCUUCCGACGUUGGUAUUGCCAUGGGCAUGGGAGGAUCUGAUGUUGCAAAAUCCGCUUCCGAUAUUGUACUCACAGACGAUAACUUUGCCAGCAUUGUCAACGCUAUUGAAGAAGGCAGACGCAUGUUCGAUAACAUCCAGAAGUUCAUACUCCAUCUCCUUACCUCGAAUGUGGGCGAAGUUGUUCUUCUGGUCGUCGGUCUUGCUUUCCAGGAUCGACAGGGAGUUUCCGUCUUCCCUCUCUCGCCUCUGCAGAUUCUCUGGAUCAAUAUGUUGACAUCCUCAUUCCCUGCCUUUGGGCUUGGGCGCGAGAAAGCUUCAGCAUCUAUAAUGCAUCGUCCACCACAUGAUACCAAGAAGGGUGUUUUCACAUGGCAGAUCAUCACAGACAUGUUGGUGUAUGGCCUUAUUAUGGGUACCACCACAUUACUUACCUUCGUCAUCAUAGUAUACGGUGUUGGCAACGGGCAAGAUGCUCUAGGAGUCGACUGCAACGGCAACGAAUCCGCUUCAUGCAAGAUCGUCUUCCGUGCUCGUGCCGCAGUCUUUGCCGAACUCACCUGGCAGAUCCUCAUCUCCGCAUGGGAAUUCAAACAUCUCCGAAAUAGCAUUUUCAAUCUGGAUCCCGUGCGUGACCGUAGCGAAGACCGUGGCCUCAAGGCCUUCCCUUUCUUCCACGACGUUUGGGAGAACCAGUUCCUCUUCUGGGCCGUCGUCAUUGGCGCAAUCUCUGUUUUCCCUGCCAUAUAUAUCCCCGGUUUGAAUACUCGUGUCUUCAAGCAUCAAGGAAUUAGCUGGGAAUGGGGCCUUUCAUUCGGCGGACUCAUUAUCUUCUUCCUUGGUAUCGAGGCCUGGAAGUCCGUCAAGCGGUACACUGGCUGGUUUGCCGAAGGCGAAGACUACGGCCAUGGAUCUGAAGGUCACAGGAAGAUUGGGCAUGAACUCGGUUUAAGACAGGGCUUCUUCACCAUUGCGAGAACGUUCACCGGGACGAGUGGCAAGAGUCUUGGCUUGGAUAGCAUGAAGAGCCCCAGCACGAGGAAGAAUACUGGAAAUGCUCAAUUCGUGGAGCGCGUUUAAACGACGAUUUAUUUGGUUUUCAAUGACCGAGGACUUAUGACAGGAUGAUUACAUUUGACCUUGGGACAUGAACGCUUGGACUGCUGACUUGUGUGUAAAGCUGUUUUGUUUGUUUGUGUCUUGCUUGACAGUGGUUCUCGAUCAUGAUGAUACCUGAUGAUUUGGACAUAUCCACCUACUCCUCUGUUAUCUGUUGGAUCAUGGUUUAUUCUGAUAGAUAGUGACUCCUUUUCGGAUGUCGAUCACAGGAUUGUGAUUGUUAGUCCACUAUAUCUCUGAUCGAAUAGGUCUAUAUAUUAUUAUUUAGAUAGAAAAAGUAGCAAUCCACUUAGGAGAUUUAUU